AUGGCUACCCCUAGUGUCCUCACUUUUGACGCUGAGGGUCGGGCCAUUGACUUUGAGGUCUGGGUAGAUGACCUACAGCUGUUCUUACAGUGCGAUAGGGCGGACGGCCUCUCUCUCUUUGACCUCACCUCUGGCGCUUCCCCUGCCCCUGCUGCUGAUGCUGACGCCACUGUUCACUCCCAGUGGGCCACGCGCGAUGCUGCUGCACGUCUUGCUGUGCGUCGCCACCUCCCUACCUCCGAGCGUGCGCACUUUAGUCAGUACAAGAGUGCUCAGACCUUGUACGCCGCUGUAGUCGCGCGCUACUCCUCCCCUUCCACUGCUGCACUGAGCCAUCUCAUGCUGCCGGACCACUUUCUCUCAGUCUGUCCCACCACACUCACUGUAGACCUCCUCGAGAAGGCCCUCCUCGCGAUAGAAAAGAGCAUAGUCGCUGUAGGAGCCUCUCGAGGUGACCCGCGCACCCCCAUCUUUGAGGGGUGUUCUCCCUCCCCCCUGCUGCCCUCUGUUGCCUCUGCUGCUUCGGCCGACCUCCUUGGUCUUGAGUCGGUCGGUGCGGUGUCUGCCACUAGCGGGAGACGCCGCCCUGGCAAGGGCAAGGGGGGCAAGGGAGCUGGAGGAGCGGGCGGUGGAGGUGGAGGUGGAGGCAGUGGGGGGAGUGGGGGUAGCGGUGGAGGUGGAGGUGGGGGUGGGGGGUUCGGUGGCGGCAGUGGAGGCGGAGGCCGCGGCGGCGGUGGCGGUGGUAGCGGAGGUGGCGGAGGAGGCGGCGGUGGAGGAGGCGGUGGAGGCGGCGGCGGCAGUGGAGGCAGCGGAGGCGGUGGAGGCGGUGGGGGUGGCGGUGGAGCUGGUCGCGGGUCUUUGCAGAGGAGUGGCUCCGGUGGUGGCUCGCGCCAGCAGCAGCAGCGUGGUCGUGCGACCCUGUCCCCUCAGCAGCUCCGUGAGUGGUACACUGCACGCCAGCGGGGUGGGGGUUUUGGUCCGUGUACCUACGUCCUGCGCACCGGCGACCGUGCGGGCAUUGAGACUGCUGCUCUAGGUACUGGUGAGGCUGCUGUCCUAGGUGCUUACGACGCUGCUGCUCUAGGUGCUGGUGUGUCUGCGUCCUCAGGUACUGGUGAGUCUGCUCUCUCAGGUACCGCGUCGGCUUCGGCCUCCCUCACCUUCACUCUUGACUCUGGGGCGUCUCGCUCCUUCUUUCGGGACCGCACCACACUCACGCCGCUUAGUCGGCCGGUUGCGGUGUCUCUGGCUGACCCCUCUGGGGGUCCGGUCCUGUCUCGUUUCUCCACAGUCCUCCCGUGUCCGGCGGCUCCCUCUGGCACCCUGUCUGGUCUCUACCUCCCCUCGUUCUCGACGAACCUGGUGAGUGGUGCUGACCUACAGGAUGCGGGUGUCCACCAGUUCACUCCUGCACGUCAGCGAGUGACCCACUGUACAGAGGCUGGCACAGGCCGACACCUGGCUACGUUCACCCGUCAGCCGGGGUCGAGCCUGUACACUCUGACCACUGCGUCUCCUCCAGUUGCUGAGUCUGGUAGGGUAGUUACGUCGGGUCAGGUGUUUGCUGCGGCGUCCAGGUCUGGUCCUGAGUCUGCCCCCUGUUCGUGUCGUCUCCUGUCUCACGAGACUCUCCUCUGGCACCACCGCCUUGGCCACCCCUCUCUGCUUCGGCUCAGAGGUAUGGCCUCCCGUCUUCUUGUGUCCGGUCUCCCCCGGUCCCUCCCUCCCCUUCCUCAGGGCCCUGGCCCUGCCUGUGUCCCCUGUGUCGAGGGGCGCCAGCGUGCUGCCCCUCACUCCUCCCAGUUUCCUUCGACAGAGGCCCCGUUGCAGACACUUCACAUGGACGUGUGGGGCCCAGCCCGCGUCCGUGGACAGGGUCACGAGCGCUACUUCCUGCUCGUUGUUGACGACCACUCGCGUUACACCACAGUCUUCCCCUUGCGCAGCAAGGGUGAUGUCACUGAGGUGCUGAUCGACUGGAUCCGCGCAGCUCGUCUCCAGCUCAGGCAGAGCUUCGGCUCGGACUUUCCUGUUCUGCGUCUGCACUCGGACAGAGGCGGAGAGUUCUCCUCUGGCCUUCUGCGUGCCUACUGUCGUGCACGGGGCAUCCGUCAGACCUUCACGCUUCCGGACUCACCGCAGCAAAAUGGGAUUGCUGAGCGCCGCAUUGGCAUGGUCAUGGACGUCGCUCGUACGUCUAUGAUGCAUGCGGCUGCCCCCCAUUUUCUGUGGCCGUUUGCGGUGAGGUACGCGGCGCAUCAGAUCAACCUCCACCCCAGGGUCUCCAGGCCGGAGACCUCCCCAGCCUUGCUGUGGACGGGGAAGGUUGGCGAUGCGUCGGCGUUCCGGGUCUGGGGAUCUCGGGCGUUUGUCCGCGACCUGUCUGCGGACAAACUAUCCCCUCGUGCUGCUCCUUGCGUCUUCCUGGGGUUCCCCCCUGACGCGCCUGGGUGGCAGUUUUACCACCCCACCUCUCGCCGUGUUCUGUCCUCCCAGGACGUCACGUUUGACGAGUCGGUCCCCUACUACCGCCUCUUCCCCUACCGCACUCCGUCCCUCCCCCCACCCCCACUCUUCCUGGUACCAGGUCCCCCCCAGGUAGACCCCCUCCCCCCUCAGGGUCCUGCCCCUUCAGGUGUGUCCCAGGUAGACGCAGUCGAGCCUGUCGAGGUCACUGGUGACUCUGGUGCUGCUGAGGGUGCUGAGGCUGGGGGUGCUGUACCUGGGGGUGCGGAGCCUAGGGGUGCUGGGCCUGGGGGUGCUACUCCUACUGGGGGUGCUCCUGGUGCUGCUGGAGGUUCUGGAGCUACUGGUGGUGCUGCUGGAGCGGGUGCUCCUGCUGAGGGUUCUGGGUGA
Messenger RNA from Closterium sp. Naga37s-1, 2856 nucleotides. The record is from the annotation of a GenBank genome assembly. Lineage: Eukaryota; Viridiplantae; Streptophyta; Zygnematophyceae; Desmidiales; Closteriaceae.